UAGAAAUUUGAUGUGUUAAAAAAAGUAGUUUUUAAAAUUAUUUUAAUAAAUAAAAGGGAAUCAAUGUCUCAUUAUUUAUAAUCUUAAUUGUUAUAAACGAAAUUAAAUCAGGAAGUAUGCCUUUGCUAGCAGAAUCUCGACGAAAACAAAAAGUGUCUCUUAACCCACGAGGGAAAUGGUGGACCGAAGAUACAAACAAAUUUGGGCAGAAAAUGUUGGAGAAAAUGGGGUGGACGAAAGGAAAAGGACUCGGUGCUAACGAGCAAGGCAUUGCAGAAUAUUCCAUCAAGAGUAUGCAAAAGACUCGUACAGCUGGUAUCGGUUAUGACGAAAAUCUUGAAAAAUGGACUGAACAUCAUGACAAAUUUAGUGGAAUCUUAAAGCACCUUCAAGAAAAUCAAGACAUUGUUCAAAAAAUACAGAAUAAAGAUGAUUCUAAUAAACAGUCAAUAGAACUAAAAUCUAAAGAAAGUCGUGCUCGCGUGCAUUAUCACAAAUUUACACGGUCUAAGGAUAUAAAUAAAUAUAAGUUGAAAGAUUUGGCAAAUAUAUUUGGUAGAGAAGAAUUAUCUAGCAAAAUUCAAACCAAGAUAGAAGAAGAGAAGAAUAAUCAUGAGGAAGAAGUUACUGAAACCAGAGAUAAUUGGCAUGGAGUUGUCACAAUUAAUGGUGGCAAUAUGGCUGAAUAUUUUAAACUCAAGUCAAACUAUAAAAAUGUGACUAAUCACUUCAAGGGUAAAUCAAACAACUUAUCAAGCAAUGUAACCGAUAAUCAAGCAAUUGACUCCAAAAGUGAGAAUGAGCAGCACGUUGGUUUUGGAUUUGUAUCAAAUACAGAGAACACAUUAUCAUCCAAUUAUGAAAUAUCAAAAGAUUCUAGCGAGAAGAGCAAUUAUGCUUUUGAUAAUCCUUGCUUAAGAUUGAAUAGUACUAUGGAAACUAUCAACACUGAUAGUUCUUCUAAAAAAUCUUUGAAGAAGAAGAAGAAGAAGCUUGAAACUGAUAAUUUGUAUACUGAUGAAAUAAAUAAACACGAUACCAGAGAGAAAUUGGAAACUGAAACUAUUGAUAAUUGUAGUGAUUUUUCAUCCAAUCAUGGAAUAUCAAAGGAUUCCAGCGAGAAGAACAGUAGUUUUGAUAAUCCUUGCUUAAAAUUGAAUAAUUCUGUGGAAACUACUAAUACUGAUGGUUCUUCUAAAAAGUCUUCAAAGAAGAGGAAGAAGGAACUUGAAACUGAUAAUUCGAAUAUUGAUGAAAUAAAUAAACACGAUACCAGAAAGAAAUUGAAAGCUGAAACUAUUGAUAGUAAUUGUGGGUUUUCAUCCAAUUAUGAAAAAUCAAAAGAUUCCAGCGAGGAGAACAGUGGUUUUGAUAAUCCUUGCUUAAAAUUGAAUAAUUCUGUGGAAACUACUAGCACUGAUGGUUCUUCUAAAAAGUCUUCAAAGAAGAGGAAGAAGGAACUUGAAACUGAUAAUUCGUAUACUGAUGAAAUAAAUAAACACGAUACCAGAAAGAAAUUGAAAACUGAAACUAUUGAUAGUAAUUGUAGUGGUUUUUCAUUCAAUUAUGAAAUAUCUAAAGAUUCCAGCGACAAGAGCAAUGUUUUUGACAAUCCUUGCUUAAAAUUGAAUAAUCCUAUGGAAAUUACUAGCACUUAUGAUUCUUCUGAAAAGUCUUCAAAGAAAAAGAAGAAGAAGAAGAAAGAACUUGAAACUAAUAAUUUGUCUACUGAUGAAAUAAAUGAACAUGAUACCAGCAAGAAAUUGGAAACUGAAAUUAUUGAUAGUAAUUGUAAUGAUUUUUCAUCCAAUUGUGGAAUAUCAAAAGAUUCCAGUGAGAAAAGCAAUUAUGCUUUUGAUAAUCCUUGCUUAAAAUUGAAUAGUCCUACGGAACCCACUAGCUCUGAUGGUUCUUUUAAGAAGUCUUCAAAGAAGAAGAAGAAAAAGGAACUUGAAACUAAUAAUUUGUCUACUGAUGAAAUAAAUGAACGUGAUACCAGAAAGAAAUUGGAAACCGAAACUAUUGAUAGUAAUUGUAAUGAUUUUUCAUCCAAUUGUGGAAUAUCAAAAGAUUCCAGCGAGAAGAGCAAUUAUGCUUUUGAUAAUCCUUGCUUAAAAUUGAAUAGUCCUAUGGAAAUUACUAGCACUUAUGAUUCUUCUGAGAAGUCUUCAAAGAAGAAGAAGAAGAAGAAAAAAGAAUUUGAAACUAAUAAUUUGUCUACUGAUGAAAUAAAUGAACAUGAUACCAGAAAGAAAUUGGAAACUGAAACUAUUGAUAGUAAUUGUAAUGAUUUUUCAUCCAAUUGUGGAAUAUCAAAAAAUUUGAGUGAGAAGAGCAAUUAUGCUUUUGAUAAUCCUUGUUUAAGAUUGAAUAGUCCUACGGAAACUACUAGCACUGAUGAUUCUUCUAAAAAGUCUUCAAAGAAGAAGAAGAAGAAGGAUCUUAAAACUAAUAAUUUGUCUACCGAUGAAAUAAAUGAACAUGAUACCAGAAAGAAAUUGGAAACUGAAACUAUUGAUAGUAAUUGUAGUGGUUUUUCAUCCAAUUAUGAAAUAUCAAAAGAUUCCAGCGAGAAGAGCAAUCAUGCUUUUGACAAUCCAUGCUUAAGAUUGAAUAGUCCUACGGAAACUACUACUGGUGGUUCUUCUAAAAAGUCUGCAAAGAAGAAGAGGAAGAAGACUCUUGAAACUGAUAAUUUGUAUACUGAUGAAAUAAAUAAACACGAUACCAGAAAGAAAUUGGAAACUGAAACUAUUGAUAGUAAUUGUAAUGGUUUUACAAAUCCAGCUCUCGAUUUGAAACCAGAUCCUAAAGAAGAUUGCAACGGUAAAGAAUUUGAAAUAUCAAGAGCACAGUUUGGUUUGGAGAAUUGUGGUUUAGAUCUGACAGAUGAAAAGUGUGAUAAGAAACGCGUAACAUUUAAUGAUCGUAUCAUGUUGUAUGAAUUCGACGAAAAUUCCAUCAGGAAAAAGAAAGGGAAACACACAUUGGAUAAAUUUGAAGUUGAAAAUAAAAAACAUAAAAAGAAACAGAAAAAAUGUGAGAGUAUUACAAGUUCUGUAUGCCAAGAAGAUACUGAAAAGUUAGCAAAGAAAGAUAAAAAGCACAAGAAAUCAAAAAAUAAGAAUGCAUUCAACGACGAAAAUAAUCCUAAUUCUAAUAUAGAAAUUACUGUAAAUAAUAUUCAACAGGGAAGAGUAGAAAAUGUAAAGCUUACUGAUAUAUUUCCAGAAUCUUAUAAAGUGAUCAGUGUCAGUAAUGAGUCAGUGGGCACAACCCAUAGUUCAUCGAAUACAAAAGUAAGAAUGUCUAAAAAGAUGUUGAUAACACUUUUUCAUAAAAAUGCAAUAUCAGAUUUUCCUGGUUCUAAUAUUUUUGAGAUUAAAGGAUACGGCACAGAUGUUGAAUAUUAAUUAAUAUACAAUGAUUUUAUAAAAUAAAGUAUUUACAAUAACAGACAGUAGAUCUCUUUACGAAUUUUUUCAUCUGACACAUGUAUAAUAUACAUGUAAAUGUACACAUUUUUAUGUCAACAAGCCUGUCAUAUUGCAUAUUAUUCAACUAUUAUAUUUAAUAUAGUGUGAAUUUAUUUAUAUAUUAAUUUAUUACAUAAGAGACAAUUGUAUACGUGAUCAAGGUAUAUUAUUUAAUAUAUCAAAAGCGCCAUAGAAGCUACAUAACUAUAAAAUAAAUCUGUUUUUUAGGCACAUGUUUGUUCAAUGAUGAUUUUUAAUAAAGAUAUUUUUCACAUCUAAAAAAUUAAAGUUUUUAUUUUAGACUAGUAGGAUUAUUAUAUUCCUUGUAUUCCUUAUAUUUUGUGUUUCUUAUUAGUAUAUUUAAAUCUUUUAAAAGAUACAUUCAUAAUAUAAAAAAUUUAUGUAAAAAAGCAUUAAUAGAUG
This is a messenger RNA of Linepithema humile (Argentine ant), 3899 nucleotides long. The record is from RefSeq and is a predicted model, not a curated record. Lineage: Eukaryota; Metazoa; Arthropoda; Insecta; Hymenoptera; Formicidae.